GUGUAAGCGUGAAUCACGGUUCUUUGACUUGCAAGUGCAGUUUUGGAGGAUGAGCUGAAACCAACAUAAGAAUCGGAUAUGAUCAAUAUUUAUAAAUGGCGAGCGCAAUUUUCACGACCGUAAGUUAUAACGGAAGCACCCCAAACACGACCAACACCGUUCCAACCCCGGUAAAUACCGUUCUACCGCAACCAGGAAUCUUCAGCACCUCGGAUGGACGGGUCCUGUUAGCAACUAUACUGAUUCUCAUUGUACUGGUUGUUGUUAUACCAAUUGUGUCUUAUAUACUGUGGAAGAAAUACUGUUGGGUUAUGAUCCAUGACCCAGAACGCGGAAAAUGGCGGACAGAUAGAAUACCACAGACUGAAGAUUAUUUCGCAGACAAAGAAGUACAAACAGAUGUCCUUGCAUUAGAGUUUGACGAUUUCUUUCGUCGCCGUCAGCCGGUGGACAUGGCCAAGUAUGAGGGUAAGAAGCUGGGAGAGGCUGAGCCGCCUUACCCUCGCUGGUAUAGGGUGAAUCCGCAGCAUUUCAGUGAUCCAUGGACCAACCGCCACGCGGGUCACGAAACAAAUUACCUCACUAAAGUUUGGUGAAUG
Messenger RNA from Mya arenaria, 599 nucleotides. RefSeq lists its product as uncharacterized. The coding region runs from base 96 to 596 and encodes 166 amino acids. The record is from RefSeq and is a predicted model, not a curated record. Lineage: Eukaryota; Metazoa; Mollusca; Bivalvia; Myida; Myidae. The transcript is spliced from 4 exons.